GGCUUCAAGCAUCAUCAUCGGUGGACCGUGGACAACUGUGAACAAGCUAAAGUUUACUUUACAGUACUUUACAACAGUCCGACACGCAUCAGUCAUGUCGAAAGCAGAACGCGAAGAUGCUAUAUCAGCCAUUACGUCCAAGAUCUUCUCAGCUAUGUUGGAUGACUUGGCAAUGGAUGCAGCACUGCAAUCGCACCACCAACUUCUGCGUAGUAGAGCAGUUUGUCGCAUAUGUCACACCCGGUGUGGCAUGGUCCAUCCAAAUGGGGCCCAGGCCAUAAUAUCGCAAAGCCAGUCUCUCGUCCAUGGCGAUGUCGGAGGAAAGACGGCUUCGAGCACUGGAACCAACACUCCGAAAUCUGACGGCAACAUUCUCUUUGAGUGUACGGUGUGCAAGCGCCAAAUGGCUUCCAAUAGAUUUGCCCCACACCUGAGUGCUUGCAUGGGGAUAGGGACCGGAAGCAGGCGUGCAGCUCCUCGCGGGACAAAUCUCAAGACGAAGAUUCCCAUUGAGCCUGGCCGAUCAGCAUCUCCGUACCCAGGUUCAGAAAAUGGCAACGCUUCAGAUGAUAACUCGAAUGGGAAGGGCAAGGCAAAGGGCAAAGGAAAGCGCGCAGAUGAUGCAGACUUUAAUCUGAAGCGAAAACGACCCAUAUCACCUCAGACAUCACCGACGAAAAAGCCCACGAAGAAACUAAAAACAGCAGGGUCCCCGGUGUCUCGUCUCAAAGCAGAUCCAGCCAGAAGCGGCACGACUGCAAGCAAUACUCUUCAAGUGCCUCCAUCGUCUUCCCAAUCCAAAGUCCCAUCUAAACUUCGUUCUUCGUCUACUGCCUCUUUCCUUGAGCGCGAUCGCUCUUCCACCCCAGGUUCUCAAUCAUCUGUUGGCACGCCCAUUGCGUCGACAUCGUCAGCGAUAUCAGCGAGGAGCGCUGCAGGCACAGGUCCGCCCAAACGUGGGCGUCCCAAGGGCAGUAAGACAGGCACGGGUAGGGGUGCGCUGGCUGCCCAGCAGAAGCGCCCGAGUCCCCCAAAACUACUACCACCACCACCGCCUCCGCCGCCCGCGCCUGCUGUGAGAAUUGAACCAGACUAUCUCGUCGAUGUCGAAGGGGACGAGACUGGGUCGUCAACUGACACCGACGGCUGAUUAUACGACAAUUAGCCUUUUCUCGUUUUGCCAUACGAUUGCAUGCACAAGUACUUCCCAUCUACUGUUGU
Molecule: messenger RNA, 1221 nt
Organism: Suillus paluster
Lineage: Eukaryota; Fungi; Basidiomycota; Agaricomycetes; Boletales; Suillaceae
Exons: 11
Coding region: 95-1150 (351 amino acids)
Biological process (GO): regulation of transcription by RNA polymerase II; positive regulation of DNA-templated transcription
Cellular component (GO): SAGA complex; DUBm complex
Molecular function (GO): transcription coactivator activity
Source: RefSeq, a predicted model, not a curated record